Paramormyrops kingsleyae is the source of this 5924-nucleotide messenger RNA. RefSeq names its product opioid growth factor receptor-like 1 (gene ogfrl1). NCBI's taxonomy places the organism in Eukaryota, Metazoa, Chordata, Actinopteri, Osteoglossiformes, Mormyridae. Gene Ontology annotation, molecular function: opioid growth factor receptor activity. The record is from RefSeq and is a predicted model, not a curated record. Gene Ontology annotation, cellular component: membrane.
GGCAUGCUUGCUGGGCCCUGUCCUUCUUGCAGUGAACCAUCUGCCAGAAUAUGCGGCAGAGUGGGAGAGACCGGGGCCAUACAGGGACCAACGAGAUCUCAGUCUGCAUUAGCUGCCAUGUAUUAGGGUCCCUGUUUCAGACCUGCCAUCAGUCCAAUAAGUAGUAAUAUAGGUCAAUGUGGAGCUCAGUCCAAUAUUUCUGCCAAGAACUGUAGGCGUGAAGCGGCUACAUGGGAUUUCAGGUUAAUUAAAUCUGAAUGGAUUCGUUUUAUUGAGUUUUCACUGUACUUCAACAAACUGGGAAAAUAUCCCUGACCACUUCUUCAUUGUGUGGCCAGUCUCAGCACAAGAAGGUGCUCCUUAAAAACCACUAAACUUCAGAUGUAGUUUCACCUAGAAAAAAAAGGCUCAGGGAUUGUUGUAAAAGAUGGAAUACGGGUGCCGUGCCAGAGGCUGAUAUCAAGCUGAUAAUUCUUACAGUCGACUGAAAUCCUUACCUCAGGUGUCAGAGAGAUUUACUGCCGCAGUGGAAUAAUCUUUUUACUCAGCAACAAUCCCUAAAUAACUAGGUUUUAAAAAAUAGCUUAAAUAUAUUUUUAAUUAUUUCUAUUUUUGAUAAAGAGACAAACAGCUGUAAUAUAUGGAACAAAUUGCAAAUUGCUUGAUGUGCAUGCCAUAUAUAUACUACUACUAAUAAUAAUAAUAAUGAUAAUAAUAAUAUACCAUCUAUAUUAUAUAAUGAGUAUUUAGCAAACAGAAAUGAUUAAACAGAGUAAAUGUAGUAGUACCGAUGUUUUUGCUAGACGAAAGGGCAGAAUUGGACAGCAGACAAAUCCAUUACAAACCUCUUUUCCUCUAGGUGGCACAAUGAUAGCAGACGAUUUUCCCUCAAAAAAAACAAAAUUAUUAUCGUUAAACUUUAGCUGAAUAUCAUCACUGUGACUGCUAUCCCGUCUUCACUCCUUGUUCCUGUCCUUCCUUGUUCAGGAAACUGUGAGCAGGGGUGUUGGAGGGGCGUGGAUACCCUUGCAGAUUCAGGGGCCCUAGCACAGGGGCCCCAGCACAGGGGCCCCAGCAGUCUACUGGGGCACCUGAAUACAUAAAAUUCAGUUUCACGGGCAUUCAUACUUAAAUGUGUAAGUCAAUUUAAAGUAUUUGAAGCAAAGUAUAGACAAGACUUACAUGACUGGUCAAUUAUGAAUGUGACAGACUUGUAUCAUUGCAUCGGUCAGUCUUUCUCUGUGUACUUCCUGUCUGCACCUUCUGCUACCAUUAACCAUUGUGUGGCUUAGUGAGCUGAGCCUCUCUGGCUGUGAUUGAAAGGUUGCCGGCUUGAUCCUGGUCUCAGCAGAAUAGUUAUAUGUCCAUGGGCCCUUGAGCGAGGCCCUAACCCCCCAGCUUUAUGGGUGUGGCUGCCCUUCACUGCCAAACCUGCUCUCAGUGAUACAUGUGUCUGUGUGUCAUAGCAAGUUGAUGUAGGUGAAAACAGAAGUUCCUCAUGGGGAACAAUAAAUUACAUGUCAGUCUUAUUACGAUUCAUACUUUACAGUUAUAAUUGAUGUAUAAUUUAUUGUAUUUGUAUAUUUUUAUUUGCGGCUGAUUAGAUGCUAAGUGCAUUUCAUUGGCUCAGGACAUGAAUUCAGCACACUAAGAGUUUUUACUGAUUAAUUUAGCAGUUAAUUAGUAAUUAGUAAUCAACUCUCAGUUACAGGUAUACAUUUAUGGCGUUACUUUUUAUGAUUAAAGUAUCAGUAUCUGUUUGCGAAAGAACUCAAUGUAAUGUUAAUCAUGUGAUAGAGUAGAUAAUUUUCUCAAGUUGCUGCCGGGAACACUUUCCUCACCCUAAGCAUGACGUAACCCCUGGUUGAAACCAAAUUGGAGGCGAAAAAGUCAUAUGACCGCCCGGACUAAUUCUGAUUGGCCGUCUAACUGAUCACCACCAAUGGAAAACUUCGAAGAGAUUGCGCGUGGUCUUAGUUUUGUUAUGACCGUAUAUAUUAUAUUGGGGACUUUUGACGGUUUUAUUCCCCUGAGAUUAUUGGAUGGCUCACAGUGUAGGUUGUCAACUCAAAAUUAUAGUAGCAUCUUAUCGCUUGUUUCGUGAUAACCGUAUAUUCGUCGGCGAAGUGUUUGGCUUACCAUCCAAGCAUCCACUCAUAACAGUCUUUCUCAUACACAGCAGUUGUUGGCGUGAGAGGUGGCUUUAUGACAAAUAGUAUACAAUACAUAAAAACACUUAACAAAUUUAGGUAUAGCGCAACACUUAACAUACACUUAAAAUUCCACUACUAUAAUACUUCAAACGCCUUUUUAAUGACUGUAUUUUGUGCUGUAACAUUCAUGUAUGCAAUACUAAAUAAUGAAUGCAUUUUUCAUAUAUAGCUUUAUUGUGAUUAAUUGUAUAGGUCUGCCUUCAUAAAUGAGAAGAACGCUUGUACUUUAUAAAAGUCCAACGGAAAUAUUUUGUAGGCCAAUGAUUAAUAAAUAUUCAUAGUACAUAGUGUGGGGCUAUAAAUCAACUAAAAUACACAUUUUUCAACAACAUUUAUGCUCACUACAUUGUCGUAGUUAAAGCUUUCAUUUGGUUCUUAUAGCAUUUAGUGGUGUGCCAGCGGUACAUAGAACUGGCCCUCGUCCUGGAUUUGAUAUGACCAGCAAUCGAUGCAACCUCGUUUAUAGAUAAAAACGUCUAAGCCAGGGGCUAGGAAUGCGAGGUGUGGCGUUAUUUAACUUUAAUCUUCCUUGUUUUGUUACAGAAAGUAACCUCACCUUGUGUGUCGUAGAAAAACAAUUCAUUCAUACCUACAAAAAAAAAAAAGUGGUGCAAGUUCUCAAAAACAAAUACAAAAACAGUAUUUUUAAACUGGAGUUUAAAAAAUCAUAAAAUCACUGCUUAACUGUAAUCUAACUAUUUAUUUAAUUAUAUUCACUCAAACGUUAUCCUUAAUUAUGAGACAAAAAGACUCUGCAGUUAACCUAUAUAGCAAAUGCACGUGCUCACUAAUAUAACUAGGUUAAACGUAAAGGCAAAAUAACGUGAACUAACAGCGGCCAUCCUGUUCGCUCUUCAAGAGGGCGAACUACAUACAUGACCAAAAAAAAAAACGGUCUCAUGAUAAUCGGUAGGGAAAAUUGCGUUGUUUGGGUUUUUUUUUUUGCGGUCUUGAAUUGCACGGCGACGUUGACGCUAUGCUUUUUGCACCGAUCCGGCGCCCCUUUUACGCUGAAGGGGGUGUGUUCAAGGCUCUUCGAUCGAGCCCUCAUCUGGAAAAUCCCUUCAUCCCGCCUUAAAAAUUAUCCGUCCACAGUCCAGGACCGCGGGUUCGGCUGCAAGGCCACGGCAGCUGGGGGGUGACCAUGGACUGUCCGGGAGUUUUAAAUAUGUAGGCAGGACGCACCAGGCAGUGAAUGAGCGGUCGCUGAAAUCGGUGCGGGCUUAAAUGGGAAAUUUGUUGGCCAGCUGGAGGUAUAAGGAGCCGAGCACAGUGGAGGAAUGCGACUCGACCUGGGAUACGGACUCCGAUGGCGAGGAUCAGGGAGAGGAGCGCGGCGACAGCCCGAUCUCUCCCCGGCAAUGUGAGCAGGCGGACGCGCCACAGCAGCACGCCGACCCGCACGACCCCGCCGCUAAGGUGAAGAGGAGCUUCUAUGCAGCCAAGGACCUGUAUAAGUACCGUCACAGCUACCCGAGCUACAAGGAGCCGCGGCAGCCGAGCGACUUCCGCAACCUGAGGUUCUAUCUGAACAAGAUCCCCCUGGUUCCCGAUGGUAUUUACGUCGAAGAAAUCCUCACGCAGUGGAGAGGCCACUACGACAAGCUAGAGCACAACCACACGUACAUACAGUGGCUGUUCCCGUUGCGAGAGCAAGGGCUGAAUUUCUACGCUCAAGAGCUGACUCAGGAUGAGAUUAAGGAAUUCCAGAACUCCCGCGAGGCCCGGCGCCGCUUCCUGCAGGCCUACGCCCUCAUGUUGGACUUCUUUGGCAUCAAGCUGCUGGACAAGAGUGGCAGCGUGACCCGUGCCCCCAACUGGCAGGAGCGCUUCCAGCACCUCAACGAGUCCCAGCACAACUAUCUCCGCAUAACGCGCAUCUUGAAGAGCCUGGGUGAACUCGGGUUCGAGGCCUUCAAGGCGCCUCUUGUGCGCCUCCUGCUGGAGGAGGCGCUGGUGGGCGGCACGCUGCCAAACAUGCGCCACAGCGCGCUGGAGUACUUCGUCUACACGCUGCGCGCCCGCUCCCAGCGCCGCGGCCUCCUGCGCUUCGCCCAGCGACACUACCUGCCCCCGGAGGAUUUCGUCUGGGGCCCCCCCCAGAGGAGGAGGGUGGGUGGGGCCAGGGCGAGGUCAAUCAAGGAGGCACACCCAAAGAGCCCCGCCUCCUCUCCACCCUCUGAGAGGGGUGGAGUCAUGGGAGGUGUAGCCAAGGAGGAGGUGGGCUGGGCUGCAGCAGACAAGCACAGAGGAGAGGAGCAUCCGGGAAGGGCAAUGAAAUUCCAGCAGGGCGGCGCCAUCAGACCACCUAAAGACGUGUGGGGGGAGGCUGGGUGUGCAGGGGACAGGCUUGAGUAUGGGGACUUCCUCCCCGUGUAGGAACCAGGUGUGAGGGAGCUCUGGUUACCAGAACAUUCCGGAAUGCCUACUGAUCCAUGCCUCCCCCAGAUGUGCAAUGUAGCCUUCCAGUGCUAAACGUACACUGGGGAACAGCCGUACUCGUUACUCUGUGGUAGCUAUUUUACUUAGUUAAUCUCUUGCCAUUGUUCUUCCCUAAGCACACAUGUAGGUAUAUAGAAAUUAUAUGGGCUACCUGAUUUCCCCUGAAUUUCAUCACCCACCCCCCACCCCCACCAUGAAAUAUUACAUCUAUCUUGUCUUCCUUCACGAGGAUUUCUUUGCCAGAAGUCUGAGUUAACGAUGCUGCAAGCUGCUUAUUGGCGCCGUGACCUUUGCGUUGAACGCGCUUUCCGUACGGCAUUAGAGUAUAACGGCCUCCCGUUUAGUUUCGUAGCUCCUGAAUGAUGGAUUCUGACGGAAUCCAUUGUCCGAUUUACACCUUCCGCCCCCAUGAUCGUGAUGCCCUCUGUGCAUACGUGCACCGUGUUGGGUGAGCGUGCGCACGCUUCGCAGAGCCCGGUCCGCCAUACAAAGUGCCUCCUUUGAAUCCCACGUAGCGGCCCGAGCGGGGGCCCAAGGCCCAGAGAGGGCCAGCAGGAUUUCUGGGGACUUGCGUCUUCCCAGGGAGGCUCCGCACGUGGGUCCGAUCCUUCACAUUGUAAAUCGCCGCGUAGUACUUCCAGAAAUGUCCAUGUGGGGGCACUGGAGUGGUGCGCGGUACCUGCCAGACUGUUAUUUACCCCGUCACAGGGCUAAUACCCCUCCAGUUCAACCCCCCGACCCGUAAUUGGAAGCAAGAGAGUGGGGUUCUGUUUGGGCCUGGAAACCAUGAUGCUCAGGGUAUACGAUGCUGAUCAGCCAUGUUUGGCUAACUUGGGGGUUUGGGGGGGGGGCAGCAGUGGAGAGUGGAUGGAGGUAUUCUUAGGGGUUCCAGGGAGCCAGUGCACUCACAUGCAGGUCUGGGUGUCACAGUGCUCGUUGCUGGAUGUGGGGGGGGGGGGGGGCAAAUGCUUGUGAAAAACAGGCCGACAAAAUAAAACGACAGAGUCCCGUUUUCCGGCAACGCUGUCCGCAACAUUCCCACACCUCCAAGAGAUCUCCAUGUAUGUGCCUCUUAUGUUCAUUCUCGAGUUUUUUCGAACAGUGCAGUGUUGUAGACCCUCUGCAUUUCGGUUCCCGGUCAUUGUAGCCAUCAUCUGGACUCGUCAGGUAUAACUUGUAUUUUUUAAUUCUGUACUCGUAUGCCAGUGUGAAAUGUGGCAGUAGUUUCUCUUAUUGCAUACUGCUGGAUUAAAGUAUUAUAUAUGGAAA